Messenger RNA from Tachysurus fulvidraco (yellow catfish), 1385 nucleotides. It is a transcript of the gene dnajb13, whose product is annotated as DnaJ heat shock protein family (Hsp40) member B13. The transcript is spliced from 9 exons. The coding region runs from base 93 to 1118 and encodes 341 amino acids. Gene Ontology annotation, cellular component: cytosol. Gene Ontology annotation, molecular function: protein-folding chaperone binding. The record is from RefSeq and is a predicted model, not a curated record. Lineage: Eukaryota; Metazoa; Chordata; Actinopteri; Siluriformes; Bagridae.
UCUGAUUGAAGCGAAGUCGCCAUAGCGACGUUACCUAGCAACCGAAACAAACGCUAAACCUUCAAUGUCCACGACACACAAUUAAAUGAGAAAUGGGAAAAGACUAUUACACGACAUUGGAAGUUCAUCGAGGCGCAUCUGACGCGGACUUGAAACAAUCGUAUCGUCGACUAGCACUGAAAUAUCAUCCACAAACCAACAGCCAGGCAGAUGCCUAUGAGAAUUUCAACCAACUUGGAGAAGCUUAUGAUGUUCUGAGUGACCCUCGAAAAAGGGCCACGUACGAUAAGUUUGGAGAAGAGGGCCUCAAGGGUGGAAUUCCUCCAGAGUCAGCAGCAAGUGGCGCGUGGUCAUCUGGAUACACCUAUCAUGGAAAUCCUGAGAAAACCUUCAGAGAGUUCUUCGGCGGAGAUAAUCCUUUUGCUGAUUUUCACACCUCAGAAGAGGAGCUGGCUUUUGGAGGUCUCCGUGGACGAAAGAUGAAAAGGCAGGAUCCACCCAUUGAGCGUGAAAUGCAUUUAGCCUUAGAGGACCUUUUCCACGGAUGCACCAAAAAGAUCAAGAUAUCGCGACGUGUAAUGAAUGAAGACGGUCAGACAUCAAGCAUCAAAGACAAGAUUUUAACCAUCACUGUGAAACCAGGCUGGAAGGAAGGGACACGGAUUACAUUCCCAAAAGAGGGAGAUCAGCAAUUUGUCAACAGCUAUAAUGGGUUGUGGAGGCGUUCCUGUUAUCACAGCUAUAUUAAAACGCUGUACCAUUGUAUCCUACAGGGGCCAAACAGCAUCCCAGCAGACAUAAUUUUCAUCAUUCGUCAAAAACCUCACCCACUGUUUGUCCGUCAAAAUGAUGACUUGAUUUACACAGAAAACAUAUCACUGGAGAAGGCACUGACUGGGUUUUCGGUGGAUGUGGAGACACUAGAUGGCAGACUUCUCAACAUUCCUGUCAACGAGAUUGUAUGUCCACAGUACAGGAAGUUGGUGACUGGAGAGGGAAUGCCUUUAUCCGGCAACACGACUGCACAUGGAGAUCUGAUCCUCCAGUUUAAUACCCAGUUCCCACGGAGUCUCUCAACUGAGAAGAAACUGCUUAUUAAGCAAGCCCUUUCUAUGUGACUUCCUUUCCUGAAACUUGUUUCAUAGACAACCCACUUCCCCAAUCUUGUUUUGUAUUGCAGAUGUGAGCAGAUGGAAGGAGGAAAAAAAAAACCAGUUCUGCUUUUGAAAAAUAAAAGUUGUUUUAGAAAAAAACUUUAUUAGCCUGCUUUUUAAAAAGCUAAAAUCAGAAGAGAAAUAAAAUCAAAGACCAGCUUUCUAGUCCAGGAUACACUUGAAUGAAUGGAACUUUGUGGCUUUUUUUUUUUAAGGGGAGGAAGAAACUUA